Messenger RNA from Diceros bicornis minor, 3324 nucleotides. It is a transcript of the gene EXOSC10, whose product is annotated as exosome component 10. Gene Ontology annotation, molecular function: 3'-5'-RNA exonuclease activity; nucleotide binding; nucleic acid binding. Lineage: Eukaryota; Metazoa; Chordata; Mammalia; Perissodactyla; Rhinocerotidae. Gene Ontology annotation, cellular component: nuclear exosome (RNase complex); nucleolus. Gene Ontology annotation, biological process: exonucleolytic trimming to generate mature 3'-end of 5.8S rRNA from tricistronic rRNA transcript (SSU-rRNA, 5.8S rRNA, LSU-rRNA); histone mRNA catabolic process; nuclear polyadenylation-dependent antisense transcript catabolic process. The transcript has 25 exons. The coding region runs from base 52 to 2712 and encodes 886 amino acids. The record is from RefSeq and is a predicted model, not a curated record.
GUCGCGUCGGCCCGAGGCACUCUCGCGAGAAGAGCCGUGCAGGCCGGGAAAAUGGCGCUUCCCAGUCCCGGAGAUCCCAAAGCCCCGUCGACAACAAGCGCGGCCAAGUCCGACGGAGAGAUGGUGCUGCCGGGCUUCCCGGACGCAGACAGCUUCGUGAAGUUUGCUCUUGGGUCAGUGGUGGCAGUCACCAAGGCAUCUGGGGGCCUACCACAGUUUGGCGAUGAGUAUGACUUUUACCGAAGUUUUCCUGGCUUCCAGGCAUUUUGUGAAACACAGGGAGACAGGUUGCUUCAGUGCAUGAGCAGAGUAAUGCAGUACCAUGGCUGUCGAAGCAACAUUAAGGAUCGGAGUAAAGUGACAGAGUUGGAGGACAAGUUUGAUUUACUAGUUGAUACCAAUGAUGUUAUUCUGGAAAGAGUGGGUAUUUUACUGGACGAAGCAUCAGGUGUGAAUAAGAAUCAACAGCCUGUCCUCCCCGCAGGGUUGCAGGUCCCCAAAACAGUAGUGUCCAGCUGGAACCGUAAGGCAGGAGAAUAUAGCAAAAAAACAAAAUCUGAAACUUUCCGGCUGCUUCAUGCGAAGAACAUCAUCCGACCUCAGCUUAAAUUCAAAGAGAAGAUUGACAAUUCCAACACGCCAUUUCUUCCUAAAAUCUUCAUUAAGCCCAAUGCUCAGAAACCCCUCCCUCAGGCGCUCUCUAAAGAAAGGCGGGAGCGCCCACAGGAUCGGCCCGAGGACUUGGAUGUCCCGCCUGCCCUGGCAGAUUUCAUCCAUCAGCAGAGAACCCAGCGGGUGGAGCAGGACAUGUUUGCACAUCCUUAUCAGUAUGAGCUAGAUCACUUCACUCCACCAGAUUCAGUGCUUCAAAGGCCACAACCCCAGUUAUACAGACCCGUGGGAGAAACACCCUGCCAUUUUGUAUCCUCCCUGGAUGAACUAGUGGAACUCAACGAAAAGCUCUUGAAUUGUCAAGAAUUUGCUGUAGACUUGGAGCACCACUCUUACAGGAGCUUCCUAGGGCUGACCUGCCUAAUGCAGAUUUCCACCCGAACAGAAGACUUCAUCAUUGACACCCUGGAGCUUCGAAGUGACAUGUAUAUUCUCAACGAGAGCCUCACAGACCCAGCUAUUGUUAAGGUCUUCCAUGGUGCUGAUUCAGACAUUGAAUGGCUACAGAAAGACUUUGGGUUGUAUGUAGUGAACAUGUUUGAUACACAUCAGGCAGCACGCCUUCUUAACCUGGGCAGGCACUCACUCGAUCAUCUGCUGAAACUCUACUGCAGUGUGGAAUCAAACAAGCAGUAUCAGCUGGCUGAUUGGAGAAUACGACCUCUGCCUGAGGAAAUGCUCAACUAUGCCCGCGAUGACACCCAUUACCUGCUUUACAUUUAUGAUAAAAUGAGGCUGGACCUGUGGGAGCGAGGCAACGAGCAGCCUGCGCAGUUGCAGGUGGUGUGGCAGCGGAGCAGGGAUAUCUGCCUCAAGAAAUUCAUCAAACCUAUCUUCACGGAUGAGUCCUACCUUGAACUGUAUAGGAAGCAGAAGAAGCAUCUCAAUACACAGCAGUUGACAGCCUUUCAGCUGCUGUUUGCCUGGAGGGAUAAAACAGCUCGUAGGGAAGAUGAAAGUUAUGGAUAUGUACUGCCAAACCACAUGAUGCUAAAGAUAGCUGAAGAACUGCCUAAGGAGCCUCAGGGCAUCAUAGCUUGCUGUAAUCCUGUACCACCUCUUGUACGGCAGCAGAUCAAUGAAAUGCAUCUUUUAAUCCAGCAGGCUCGAGAGAUGCCCCUGCUCAAGUCUGAAGUUGCAGCUGGAGUGAAGAAGAGUGGACCACUGCCCAAUCCUGAGAGAUUGGAAAAUGUUCUCUUUGGACCUCAUGACUGCUCCCACGCCCCGUCAGAUGGCUAUACUAUCAUCCCAACCAACGGGCCUGUGCCAGUGCAGAAACAGGCAAGCCUCUUCCCUGACCAAAAGGAAGAGGAGGCCCUGCUGGAUACCAAAUGCCUGCUUGCUACUGCUGUCAUCACGUUGUUUAAUGAACCUAAUGCAGAAGAAAAUGGAAAGGGUCCGUUAACAGUCGCACAGAAAAAAGCCCAGAACAUAAUGGAGUCCUUUGAAAAUCCAUUUAGGAUGUUUCUGCCUUCACUAGAACACCGCGCUCACAUUUCUCAGGCAGCAAAGCUUGAUCCAUCAUCGAAAAUCUAUGAAAUCAGCAACCGUUGGAAGCUGGCAAGCCAGAUAGAGAUACAAAAAGAAUCUAAAGAAACUGCCAAGAAGAAGGCAGCUGAGCAAACAGCUGCCCUGGACCAGGCCAAGGAAGAAUACAAAGCAACAGCCGAACAGGCCGUGUCUGUCCGACAGCAGGCUGCACUAGAAAAUGCUGCCAAGAAGAGAGAACGAACGACAAGUGACCCAAGGACCACAGAACAGAAACAAGAGAAGAAACGACUCAAAAUUGCCAAGAAGCCAAAAGACUCAGAUCCACCAGAAAAAGAUUUUACCCCUUAUGACUACAGCAAGUCGGAUUUCAAGGCUUUUGCUGGAAACAGCAAAUCCAGACCUUCCCAGUUUGAUCCAAAUAAGCAGACCCAGUCUGGCAAGAAAUGCAUUGCAGCCAAAAAAGUUAAACAGUCAAUGGGAAACAAAAGCAUGUCCUUCCCAAUCGGAAAGUCAGACAGAGGUUUCAGGCACAACUGGCCAAAGAGAUAGUGCUAGAAGAGACCCGUGGCAUCCCCCAGUGGACUGGAAGCACCAAGUGGUGGUGCUGGUUUUGUACAGACUCAUUUUUAAACCAUUAAAAAUAAUUCUUACUGGAAGAAAGCUGGUUCCUGAUGUUUCUUUUGCUGCCACCACAGCUCUGGCAGGAGAGGACAGAUCUCAUCCUAUUCAGAUCACCAUCUUCAGCUGUCUGUGGGUAAGACAGAAGGAUACUGUGAUUUCUGGAGAAAUCCCCCAAGGAGAAAUGCUGGAGAAUCCUCUGUGAUUCAGAAAAAGGGCAGCAUCCGCAAGGCACAGAGCACAAUGCUCAUCGACUCCAUUUUAAGAGGUUCUGUGGACCAUUUUACUUCCUUCAUCUGCCUUCAAAUAACGUGAAUGCAGCCAAAUGGUAAAAGAUACCGCGGGAAGAGUUGCUGGUAGGGGGCUUUAGAGCCAGCCGUGGCUUCUAGAGGGCUAGUCUCUUCUCUGUUCCUUUCUCUCCUUGUUUGUCUUCUUUAACUUUGUUUUUUCGCAGUUAAAAAGGUAAUAACAUGUUCACUGUAGGAAAUGAGGAAAAUAAAGAAAAAUGCAAAGAGAAAAAUUAAAUCCUAUGUAAUCCUAUCA